This is a messenger RNA of Austrofundulus limnaeus, 1690 nucleotides long. RefSeq names its product G patch domain containing 3 (gene gpatch3). The record is from RefSeq and is a predicted model, not a curated record. Lineage: Eukaryota; Metazoa; Chordata; Actinopteri; Cyprinodontiformes; Rivulidae. Gene Ontology annotation, molecular function: nucleic acid binding. Gene Ontology annotation, biological process: negative regulation of RIG-I signaling pathway; positive regulation of DNA-templated transcription; negative regulation of type I interferon production.
ACGUCGUACGUUGCUUCAGAUUACGUUCGUAGAACACAAACAAACAUGUCCGACAUCGUAGAGGAGCCGCCAGUGUAUUUAGCAAUUAGCAACAUUCCCGUAGUUUUCCGCUCAGCAGACCUGAGAAAUUACUUCAGUCAGUUCAUAGAAAGCGGUGGUUUCCGUUGUUUUCAUUAUCGACAUCGGCCGGAGGUACUCCGAGAGUCCGAGGGGAUCGAAAGCACGACCGGUACCACCACGACGGUGUGUGGUGGAGACGAACCGUCCGGCACCGAGUCCGAGGCUCCCGAAUCAACAACAAAGAGCAGCUCGUUGUCCACACCGGCGGUGAAGUCGUGCUGUUGUAUCGUGUCAGUCGGUGCUAAAGAUGCCGACAGGCUCAUCAGGAUGUACGCGGGGAACCACUGGAUCGACUCGAAGGGCAGCUGGCUGACCAGACGCUGCGUCAUCAGGAGAAUAAAGGUUUCAGCUGACAAAGGUGAAGGGUCAUUCCCCUACAAAACAAAGUACGAGCAGCGUCACCGCGUCUCCUUAACGGAGCAUUUCACCGAGGCUGACCUCCAGAGCUUACCCGAGCUGAACCCACCCGCUCUGAUGCAGAACGGGAACGUGGGCACGCCCGUCAACGCCUUCCUCCGGCUCAUCCAGUGCUGUCGCCUGCCUCCACGCCUCAUCCGGAAGCUGGGUCUCACUUUCCCCAAAACGAGCUCCAGCCGUCGGUACGGAAACGUGCCGUUCCAGUACCGCAACACGCGCAUCCUGCCGGCCACGGAGGAGACCGUGUUAACAGCCGCUGGACACGAAAUCUCAGGACCGGGCACGUGGACAGCUCCGUCUUCAAGAUCAAGACCGCUGGCCGAGGACGCGCCAGAAUCCGAGGCGGCUGACGAGACGCAGAACGAGGAGGAAGGGGAGGACGCGCAGUCGAACGCAGACGAUGACGACGACGGCUGUGAAGAGUGGGAACGCCACGAGGCUUUGCACGACGACGUCACGAGCCAGGAGCGGACCAAAGAACGGCUGUAUGAAGAGGAGAUCGAGUUGAAGUGGGAAAAAGGAGGUUCGGGUUUGGUGUUUUACACAGACGCCCAGUACUGGCAAGAGGAGGAGGAAGGAGAUUUUGAUGAGCAAACAGCCGACGACUGGGACGUCGACAUGAGUGUUUAUUAUGACAAAGAUGGAGGUGACAUGGAUGCUCGGGACUAUAUCAAGAUGCGGUAUGAGAAGCGGCUGAGGGAUGGUCUUGAAGUUGGAUCAGGGCAGAACCGGUCUAUUGGCAGCUUUGAGAGGUUCUCUAAGGGUUUUGGUCGACGUAUGAUGGAGAAACAGGGCUGGAAAGAUGGUGAUGGGUUAGGAAACAGCCAAAUUGGGAUUCCCGAAGCUUUAGAGAAUGAAGGUCAACAUCCUCAUUGCAAAAGAGGCUUUGGAUAUCAUGGAGAAAAACUAUUAUUACAUCCUGUAAAAAAGGCCAGACCAGACCAUCUUAUAAGUACAGUUUACGAUCAACCCAAAGACAUUGAUAAAGGUGAUAGUUUGCUGAGACGCCAACCCAGCACCAGCAUGAAGUACAGAGGAUGGCAACCAGGUGGCAGCAUUGGGCCAAAAAGAUGAUGGAUUCUGUUUUCCAAUACCUGGAUACUGUUCUUUAUGUCUGUUUGUAUUUAAAAAAUAAAAUUAUUUAAACUUUUCA